Molecule: messenger RNA, 2775 nt
Organism: Trichechus manatus latirostris (Florida manatee)
Lineage: Eukaryota; Metazoa; Chordata; Mammalia; Sirenia; Trichechidae
Gene: CLSTN2
Product: calsyntenin 2
Exons: 21
Coding region: 1-2775 (924 amino acids)
Biological process (GO): positive regulation of synapse assembly; homophilic cell-cell adhesion; positive regulation of synaptic transmission
Cellular component (GO): postsynaptic membrane; cell surface
Molecular function (GO): amyloid-beta binding; X11-like protein binding; kinesin binding
Source: RefSeq, a predicted model, not a curated record
AUGAUUGUCAACAAGCACAAGCCUUGGAUUGAGACUUCAUAUCAUGGAGUCAUAACUGAGAACAAUGACACAGUCAUUUUGGACCCACCUCUUGUAGCCCUGGAUAAAGAUGCACCAGUACCUUUUGCAGGUAAGAUGAUAGCUUAUAAGUUGCAUGAGCAACAACUCCCAUGGGACAGUACAGUGUUGAAUAGCAGUGAUGGAAGUGGUCGACUCCGACUCAUGAGCCCCAUUGACUGUGAGCUCCAGAAGGAGUACACAUUCAUCAUCCAGGCCUACGACUGCGGUGCCGGGCCCCGGGAGACAGCCUGGAAGAAGUCGCAUAAGGCCGUGGUCCAUAUCCAGGUGAAGGAUGUCAAUGAGUUUGCUCCUACCUUCAAAGAGCCAGCCUACAAGGCCGUUGUCACAGAGGGCAAGAUCUAUGACAGCAUCCUGCAGGUGGAGGCUGUUGAUGAGGACUGCUCCCCCCAGUACAGCCAGAUUUGCAACUAUGAAAUCAUCACGACUGAUGUGCCUUUUGCUAUCGAUAGGAAUGGAAACAUCCGGAACACAGAGAAGCUGAACUACGACAAGCAACGCCAGUAUGAGAUCCUGGUGACUGCCUACGACUGUGGGCAAAAGCCGGCUGCUCAGGACGCCCUGGUGCAGGUGGAUGUGAAGCCGGUGUGCAAGCCUGGCUGGCAAGAUUGGGCCAAAAGGAUUGAGUAUCAGCCUGGUUCUGGGAGUCUGCCCUUGUUUCCCAGCAUCCACCUGGAGAUGUGCGAUGGACCCGUGUCCUCCAUCCAGAUCACCACAGAGCUGCAGACCAAUUACAUCGGGAAGGGCUGUGACCGGGAGACCUACUCUGAGAAAUCCCUUCAGAAAUUGUGUGGAGCCUCCUCUGGCAUCAUUGACCUUUUGCCUUCACCCAGCACUGCCACCAACUGGACUGCGGGCCUGCUGGUGGACAGCAGCGAGAUGAUCUUCAAGUUUGAUGGCAAGCAGGGUGCCAAGAUCCCUGACGGGAUUGUGCCCAAGAACCUGACAGACCAGUUCACCAUCACUAUGUGGAUGAAGCAUGGCCCCAGCCCAGGUGUGAGAGCUGAGAAGGAAACUGUCCUCUGCAACUCAGAUAAAACAGAAAUGAACCGGCAUCACUACGCUCUGUAUGUGCAUAACUGCCGCCUUGUCUUCCUCUUGCGAAAGGACUUUGACCAGGCUGACACCUUUCGACCCGCAGAGUUCCACUGGAAGCUGGACCAGAUUUGUGACAAGGAGUGGCAUUACUAUGUCAUCAAUGUGGAGUUUCCAGUGGUUACCUUAUACACGGAUGGAGCAACAUAUGAACCGUAUCUGGUGACCAACGAUUGGCCCAUUCAUCCGUCUCACAUAGCCAUGCAACUCACAGUUGGCGCUUGUUGGCAAGGAGGAGAAGUCACCAAACCCCGGUUUGCUCAGUUCUUCCACGGCAGCCUGGCCAGUCUCACCAUCCGCCCUGGCAAAAUGGAGAGUCAGAAGGUGAUUUCCUGCUUGCAGGCCUGCAAGGAAGGGCUGGAUAUUAAUUCCUUGGAAAGCCUCGGCCAAGGAAUAAAGUAUCACUUCAACCCCUCGCAGUCCAUCCUGGUGAUGGAAGGUGACGACAUUGGGAACAUCAACCGCGCCCUCCAGAAGGUCUCCUACAUCAACUCCAGGCAGUUCCCUACAGCGGGUGUGCGGCGCCUGAAAGUCUCUUCCAAAGUCCAGUGCUUUGGAGAAGACGUGUGCAUCAGCAUCCCCGAUGUGGAUGCCUAUGUAAUGGUUCUGCAGGCCACCGAACCCCACAUUACCCUCCGAGGCACAGAUCGCUUCUGGAGGCCUGCCACGCAGUUUGAAAGUGCCAGAGGGGUGAUCCUCUUCCCAGACAUCAAGAUCGUGAGCACCUUUGCCAAAACUGAGGCCACCAGGGACUUGAAAACCACAGGGACAGCUCCCAAAUACACAGUCUUAGAAGAAAUGCUUCACAACUUAGAUUUCUGUGAUAUUCUGGUACUUGGAGGGGACUUGGACCCAAGACAUGAGUGCUUGGAGCUCAACCACAGUGAGCUCCACCAGCAACACCUGGAAGCCACCAACUCCACCGCAGGCUACUCCAUCUACGGUGUGGGCUCCAUGAGUCGCUAUGAGCAGGUGUUGCACCAUGUCCGCUACCGCAACUGGCAUCCAGCUUCUCUCGAGGCCCGGCGGUUCCGGAUCAAGUGCUCCGAACUCAACGGUCGCUACACCAGCAAUGAGUUCAACCUGGAGGUCGGUGUCUUCCAUGAGGUCAGUGUCUCAGACAAGGAGCAUGUCAACCACCUUAUCGUGCAGCCUCCCUUCCUCCAGUCCGUCCAUCACCCCGAGUCUCGGAGCAGCAUCCGGCACAGUUCAGUGGUCCCAAGCAUUGCCACGGUGGUCAUCAUCAUCUCCGUGUGCAUGCUCGUGUUUGUCGUGGCCAUGGGUGUGUACCGGGUCCGGAUUGCCCACCAGCACUUCACUCAGGAGACUCAGGCUGCCAAGGAGGCCGAGAUGGAUUGGGAUGACUCUGCACUGACUAUUACCAUCAACCCAAUGGAGAAACAUGAAGAACCAGGGCGUGGAGAGGACGAGACUGAGGAAGAGGAGGAGGAGGAAGGAGAGGAAGACAUAAGCUCCGGCAGCAGCGACUCAGACGACAGUGAAGAUGACGAGGAGGAGGAAGAGAUAGGCCGAGGCAGACAUGGGCAGAGAGGCACCAGGCAAGCCCAGCUGGAGUGGGAUGACUCCACCCUCCCCUAUUAG